Cetraspora pellucida is the source of this 840-nucleotide messenger RNA. NCBI's taxonomy places the organism in Eukaryota, Fungi, Glomeromycota, Glomeromycetes, Diversisporales, Gigasporaceae. The record is from the annotation of a GenBank genome assembly.
AUGGGUAAAAUCUUUUCAAAACUCUUAUUUUUUCAACGUCAAGUUCCAUUUCCAAGUAGUGAAUCACAUAUCGAUUCGAUCCAAGUUUGUCAUGAUAUUUGCCGUGAGUUAUGGGGUCAAAACUUCAUUGCUCCAAUUCAUGAUGAACUAAAAAAAAAAGAUUUUAAAGUACUUGAUGUCGGAUGUGGCACCGGGUCUUGGGUAUGUGAAUUGGCUGCUGAUUAUCAAGCGUCUUGUCAUGGUAUCGAUAUCCAAUCUGUAUUUCCUACUCAAAAACCACGCAACGUGCAAUUCUAUACUGCAAAUAUUCUUAACGGAUUGCCAUUUGAUGACAACUUUUUUGAUUAUGUUCACAUUCGUUCUCUGGCCAUGUUUUUUACUAAAGAAGACUGGGAAUCUAAAGUCGUAUUCGAGUUGUUUCGAGUUUUAAAGCCUAAUGGUUACCUGGAGUUUGUAGAAUGUGAUUCAAUGAUAUACAAUAUGCCAACAAGUUUGAAUCCCUUAUGUAAAGCUGGCCACCCACUACUGCCUCCAAGUUCUUCAUCUUACUUAAUAAGAUUUGAACGUUUUCUGCAUGAUACAAAUAAGCUUGAAAAUAUUUGUCAUGAACAAAAACAAUUAAUCCUCGGUAAUUGGUCAAAUGACCCUCUACAAAACAAGUUAGGUUCCUUAAUGUCUGGGAUAAUUUGCCAGUGUUUUAGAAAUCAUCAAGAUGCAUUUUGCUCUUACAUUUCAAAAAAAGACUUUGCCAAGUUAAUAGAGCAGCUACCAAUUGAUUAUAAUUUGUUCAAGACGUACAUGGUUGUUCAUAGAUUUGUAGGUAAAAAAGUUGCCGAUUAA